AAAUCAGAUUUACAAGCUAUCAGUAUAUAAUAAACAGUUCUUAUUUGUAGGUUGUACUUUUAAGAGCAGCAUUCUCUCCAAAAGGUUACAAAAGCAAUGAUCUCCAAUGGUUCUACCUUCUUCUGCGGAAUUUAUGCUCUCUUGCUUAUACUUAAUAAUGUCCUUGGAGAUCCCAUAAAGUCUUCAAGUGCACAAGACGAAGAAAUUCAGAAUAAAUUGGCAACGGCGAACAAUGAUUUGACUUUUAAACUUUACAGCAGGUUAGCCAAAGAAGAACCUGGUAAUGUGUUUUUCUCACCCCUCAGCUUAUCUGAUGCUUUAGGAAUGCUUUUUAUCGGUACUGGAGGAAGCACGCAGCAAGAGCUAAGAACUGCUUUAGGAUACAAUACAGCUAACCUUCCAACUGAUCAAGUAGACAGAGCAUUCAGUUCCUAUUUGAAUAAAGUGUUAUCUUCAAAUAAAAAUUAUACUCUAGAUCUUGCUAAUAAAUUGCUCUUAAAAAACAGUGUGCAAACAAAAUCCACUUACGUUCAACGAGUUCAGGAUUGCUUUAAAGCCGACGUUGAAAAAGUCGAUUUUGCGAAAAACCCGAAACAAAUUUUGAAUGAAGUCAACGGCUGGGUCAAAGAGAAGACACAUGGAAAAAUCGACAGUAUUUUAAAUUCUGUGGAUCCUUCAAGUGUCAUGCUUCUUUUGAAUGCCAUUUAUUUCAAAGGAGCAUGGACAGCAAAAUUUGAAAAGAAAUACACUAAACCUCGGAAAUUUUAUGAAAAUGGCUUGGAUUCUGAACCAAAGGAUAUUCCUUUUAUGGAUGGCGGUAGAGCAAGACGAUAUCCUUACGCUGAAGUUGAAGGAACGCAAGCUCUUGAGUUGCCUUAUAAAGGAGAAGAUAUCUCAAUGAUCAUUAUUUUGCCAGGCAAGCGAGAUGGUCUAUCUGAAUUAGAGAAAGAGCUAACUCUGGAGAAAUUCAAAGAAUUCCAAAAUAAACUCAGAACUAGGUUCGUUUAUGUCAAAAUUCCUAUAUUCAAAAUCAAAUAUUCUCACGAGAUGGCUGGAGACAUUGCAGCACUUGGUGCCCAUCAACUCUUCAAUGGAGCAGCAGACUUCUCAGGCAUAACGACAGGCAAUGGACUCGAGGUGAGUUCCAUUUUGCAUAAGGCAAUAAUCGAGGUUAAUGAAGAGGGCAGUACGGCUGCUGCUGUAACUGCAAUCCAAAUAAUUCCGGCAUCUCCUGGUCCGGCGAUUCAUAAUCCAGACUUUACUGCUGACCAUCCAUUUAUAUUUGCUAUUGUGGAUAAACGGAAUGAUAUGGUGUUGUUUAUGGGAAGAGUUAAAAAAUUAAAAUUCUCCAAAAUGGCAAUUUUGUGUGCUAAAGUCUUAAAAAAUGUUUUAUUAUUACUGAUUGUGAAUGUGAUCAUCAGUUCAGCCUCAUCGUUAUGUACUCCAUCUGAAAUGGCUCAUGAAAAUCUCAGAAAAUUAGCGCACGCAAAUAAUGAUUUUGGGCUUAAACUUUACCAAAGACUCGCUGACGAAUCUUCGAAAAAUGUGUUUUUCUCACCAUUAAGUUUGUCUGCAGCUUUUGGAAUGCUUUUCUAUGGAGCCCGUGGUUACACAGCUAAUGAACUGAGAAUUGCCUUGGGUUAUGAAAGAGCAAAUUUACCAAGUGAGCUUGUUCAUUCAUCCUUCAAACAAUUCCUGGCUGAUACUGUUCCGGAAAAUAAUGAAGUAAAUCCUGAAUAUACCUUGAACCUAGCUAAUGCAGUGCUAUUAGCAAAACAGCUCAACUUAGUGCCACAAUAUAAAAGUGACAUUCAGAAACUAUAUAAUGCAAUUGUACAGGAUGUGGACUUCGUUAAAGAUGCUGAAAAUAUUAAUCAAGGAAUUAAUACUUGGGUAAAAGCUAAAACAAAUAACAAAAUUCAGAGCCUGUUUGAUAAGUUAGACCCAUCGGUCAUCAUGGUUCUUCUUAAUGCAGUAUAUUUCAAAGGAACGUGGAAAACACAAUUUCAACCAGAAAAAACAAGACCACAGAAGUUUUACAAUGGUGGUUCAGAAAAUGGUGCAAAAGAAGUAUCUAUGAUGAACAUCAAGGCUAAAUUUCCGUACACAGAGGUCGAUGAUUUCCAAGCUCUCGAACUACCAUACAAAGGAGAAAACAUUAGCAUGAUUGUUUUGCUGCCACGCCAACGAGACGGUCUUUCAUCUAUGGAAAAAAGUCUAACCCUUGAAAAGCUUGCUCUUAUCCAAAGACAACUUUACCGGACCACAGUCGUUGUAUCACUUCCAAAGUUUAAGAUCGAAUACUCAAAAGAAUUGUCUCCUGAUUUGUACGCCAUUGGAGCUAAAAGCAUGUUCAGUGCUGGAAGUGCUGAUUUUUCUGGCAUGACCUUAGACAAGAAUGUAUUUGUUAGUCAAGUUUUGCAUAAAGCAGUGGUCGAAGUGAACGAAGAAGGAAGUGAAGCAGCAGCAGUUACUGGCAUUGUAAGCAACAGGAUGAGGCCGUUGUUUGACGUAACUCCUGAAUUCAUAGCAGAUCAUCCAUUUAUGUUUGCGAUUGUAGACAGGAGAAGCACUAUGGUAUUGUUUGCUGGUCGCAUCAAUGAUUUGUAAAUACUAUUGAACUUCCCUCGCUGAUGGAUCAUCAUUGCCAACACCCUAAAAAUCAUUUUAGGAGUCAGAUAGAUCACUAUAAAUUAUUUCAAAGCACUUUGA
Messenger RNA from Parasteatoda tepidariorum (common house spider), 2712 nucleotides. The record is from RefSeq and is a predicted model, not a curated record. Lineage: Eukaryota; Metazoa; Arthropoda; Arachnida; Araneae; Theridiidae.